AUGUUUAUACGAUUAAACCUAGACUUUUACCGCGACAGUAUUAUUGAUGAUUGGACGUGUCUUAACUUGGUAGAUUUUUAUCGAGCAGAACUAAAACAAAAGGAUUUGAAACAAGUGCUGGACCGGAUAAAGAAAGACCUUGCAGAGGUGGCAAACCCCGAACUUGGAUUUGACGUGACAAGAAGAAAAAGGGCUCAGCAAAUUCUGGACAACUGGAAAACUUCUAAAGUUUUGUCUGUUAAGAGUUGGGCUAUGUCAGUAAAGAAUGUUAAAAAGGAUUGUGCACGAGUCAAGGUCAAACAUCUGCAGGUAAUAGUAAAGCAGAUAAAUCAGCUUUCAACCGGAGGUGUAGCUAUAUAUAAUGAUAAUCACCACACGAUUUUGGGGAAACGUCGUCAAGAAGCAGAUGAUGAAAAUAAUAUGAAUAUCGAAGGGGCUGCAGGAUCUGAAAAAAGAACAAGAGUUGCUGUAUCGGACUAUUGUAAAUUGAAAACAACAGAUGAGGAGGUCGAUCUCUUUGAAACCAUCUCUCAAGAAAAUGAAAGGGAAGCUACAGACACAGACAAAAACUUUCCUCAAGAAAACGAAGAGAAAGCAACAGCCAUGAGACAAGUCAGUGAUCUUAAUGAAGAGCAGGAACUAAUAUGGUCAAAUGAAAGGAGUUUUAUGUUUGUCAGAGUAGUUUCAUAA
This is a messenger RNA of Paraglomus brasilianum, 690 nucleotides long. The record is from the annotation of a GenBank genome assembly. NCBI's taxonomy places the organism in Eukaryota, Fungi, Glomeromycota, Glomeromycetes, Paraglomerales, Paraglomeraceae.